AUGAAAACCUUCAUCGUUUUAGCUGCUACUAUUUUGGCCGUUAGCGCCUUGUCUCUACAUGAGCAAUGGGCAGACUUUAAGGUCAAACAUGGUAAAUCUUACAAAAACAUCGCCGAAGAGACAGCUCGUUUCGAAAUCUUCCAACAGACCCUCAAGAAAAUCGAAGAACACAAUGCCAAAUACGAAGCCGGUUUGUCCAGCUUCUGGAUGGGAGUCACCAAAUUCUCUGACAUGACCAGCGAAGAAUUCCAAGCCAUGAUGAACAAACAAAUUGCCAGCAUGCCAAAAAUCGAAGGCGAACAACACGUUCCUUUUGAAGCUGAACCAGAAGAAAUCGAUUGGAGAAAGAAAGGUGCCGUAUUAGAAGUCAAAGAUCAAGGUCAAUGCGGAUCCUGCUGGGCUUUCAGUACAACUGGUGGUUUGGAAGGACAGAAUGCCAUCAAAAACGGCAAAAAGGUAUCUCUCAGUGAACAACAGCUUUUGGAUUGCUCUGGAAGUUACGGAAAUGGUGAUUGUGACGAAGGUGGUGUUAUGGAAUACGGUUUAGAAUACGUCCGUGAUCACGGAAUCGAGUCCGAAGCGUCUUACCCAUACGUGGCAGAUAAGAUGUCUUGCAAGGCCAAACCCAACAAAACCGUUUUGAAAAUUAAAUCCUUUAAACUCGUCGAAGCUAGCACUGAAGCUUUGAAGAAUGCCGUGGGUACCGUUGGUCCAAUUUCGGUAGCUCUUUACGCUGGUGAAGAAUUGCAGAAUUACGCAGGUGGUAUUAUUGACCGCAACUGCGCCGGACAAAUUAACCAUGGAGUAUUGGCUGUUGGUUACGGCGAAAGCCCACAACCCUACUGGAUUGUCAAGAACUCAUGGGGCGCCGACUGGGGAGAGAAUGGUUCCUUCAGACUCUCCAGAGCUAACAAUCUCUGCAGUAUUGCGAACGAUAUGGCUAUUUACCCAGUUUUGCAUUAA
Phyllotreta striolata is the source of this 963-nucleotide messenger RNA. NCBI's taxonomy places the organism in Eukaryota, Metazoa, Arthropoda, Insecta, Coleoptera, Chrysomelidae. The record is from the annotation of a GenBank genome assembly.